This is a messenger RNA of Calypte anna (Anna's hummingbird), 1625 nucleotides long. It is a transcript of the gene GRSF1, whose product is annotated as G-rich RNA sequence binding factor 1. Gene Ontology annotation, cellular component: nucleoplasm; ribonucleoprotein complex. The record is from RefSeq and is a predicted model, not a curated record. The transcript is spliced from 10 exons. Lineage: Eukaryota; Metazoa; Chordata; Aves; Apodiformes; Trochilidae. Gene Ontology annotation, biological process: regulation of RNA splicing. The coding region runs from base 48 to 1283 and encodes 411 amino acids. Gene Ontology annotation, molecular function: RNA binding.
CCUGCUGGGAAGGGGAGGCGGAGCCCCUCAGCGCCCGCCCGCCGCCCAUGGCCGCCGCAGCACGCCGGGGUCUGGCUGCCCUGCAGCUCGGUGUCAGGCUGCGGCUCCGCCUGGGACCGCCGCCCGCACGCAGCCUCCCCGCCACAGCCACCGCCACAGCCACCGCCCUGGGGCUGGGCGGCCUCAGAGCUCCGGCUCCGCUCUGCCCUGCCCUCCGCAGAUACAGCCAGAUUACAGAUGCUCCGUCCCAGGAAGGUCACCUCUCAGAGCAGGAAUCAGAGUCAUCCAAGGCAGAAAAUGACAACAUCUUUCUCAUCAGGGCACAAGGAUUCCCCUUCUCAUGCACCGAGGAAGAUGUGCUCAGCUUUUUUGAUAGCUGUAGAAUUCGGAAUGGUGAGAACGGGGUCCACUUCCUCUUGAACAGGGAUGGGAGGCGCCGGGGGGAUGCCCUGAUCGAGCUGGAGUCCAAAGCUGAUGUCCAGAGAGCCUUGGAAAAGAACCUGAGGUACAUGGGCCCACGCUAUGUCAAAGUUUUUGAAGUGCAUGACAGUGAUGUGGCAGGCUUGCUGCAGACCCUGAGGGAUGAGUCUCAGGCCAUUAAUGAUGGAGUUGUGCUGCUCAGGGGCCUUCCCUUCAGCUCCACCAGGGAGGACAUUGAAGAUUUUUUUACAGGUUUGAAAGUCACUGACAUAGCUUUCAUUUACCGGGGAGAAAGAAGAACAGGAGAAGCUUUUGUGCAGUUUGCAGCCCCUGAGAUGGCAGCUAAAGCCCUGCUACGACACAAGGAGUACAUGGGCAGUAGGUACAUCGAGGUGUAUGUGAGCAGGAGGCACCACAUGCAGAAGCACAUGCUGUGUGACAGGCACCUGCCACCCUUCUCCAGGCUGAGAAGAGAACAGGAACCUGCCCCCGAGGAAAGAGGGCUGAGCCACACAGGAGGCAGCCUGGCUGAAAGAGAAGGCAGGUUGUGCAGGGAAGGAACAGAAACCUCCAGGCAGGUUUUAGAAUCUGAGAACAUCUCAUCACCUCCACACUUUGUCCACAUGAGGGGUUUCCCUACCCAAGCUAGUGCCCAAGACAUAAUAGAUUUUUUUUCUCCGCUGAAGCCCACGAGGAUCAUGAUGGAAUACAACUCCCAUGGAGAUGCCACAGGAGCAGCAGAUGUGCACUUCAGCAGCAGGGAGGAGGCAGUGGCUGCCAUGGCUAAGGAGGGCUCACAGCUCCAGUGCAGUGCCAUCCACUUAUCCCUGAAUGAACACCCAGAGGUGAAACAGGACUGCUAGGGACAGUGGCACGGUCUCAGCUUUGACUCUUGAGUCUCUCUCUCUGCCAUUUACAAGAGAAAAACUGGGGCUGUGAUGGGUGUGAGCAGGAAGAAAGUGUCCCCCCUGCAGGGGUGUGGCAGCUCCUGUGACACCAGCUCACAGCCCUCCCGCUGCUGCAGGCUGCUCAGCUCUGCAAACAUCAGAGCAGUUUCUGACCUCUGCAGAACUGAACAUCCCCAAGCCCCUCUGUGGGUACUGGGAAUGUCUCACCUGCUCAAGCUCUUUGCAUCAUCUCAACUAUUUUUUUUUGUUGGUGAGAUCUUUUAGUACUGCUGUGGUGUGGUGUUCUGUUGUUGGAGA